Messenger RNA from Brassica napus (rape), 1136 nucleotides. Its product is annotated as homeobox-leucine zipper protein ATHB-21. The record is from RefSeq and is a predicted model, not a curated record. NCBI's taxonomy places the organism in Eukaryota, Viridiplantae, Streptophyta, Magnoliopsida, Brassicales, Brassicaceae. Gene Ontology annotation, cellular component: nucleus. The coding region runs from base 161 to 823 and encodes 220 amino acids. The transcript has 3 exons. Gene Ontology annotation, biological process: positive regulation of DNA-templated transcription. Gene Ontology annotation, molecular function: DNA-binding transcription factor activity, RNA polymerase II-specific; sequence-specific DNA binding.
UAAUCAAACCAUCCCUUGACACCUACUCUACCUUUAUAAAUGAUAACUCCUCCUCUUCUCCCAACACAUCUUCUUCUUGUUGCAAAUAAAGUGAGACAAAAAAACAUCAAGCUAUUCAUUCUAAGAGAGAAGAUCAAAAUUUAGAGAGAGACCAAGAAACAUGAAUAACCAGAAUGUAAAUGAUAAUAACCUUCUUCUCAUUUCUCGGAUGUACCCGAAUGUCUAUGCUUCAUCAGUACCACAACAAGUAGAUUCAAAACCAGUGCGUCCGAGGAGGAGGAGGAAGAGCAAGAAUGUUGAGAUGGCCCAGGAAGGUGGAGAUGGAAGCAAUGGGUGGUUUAGGAAGAGGAAAUUGAGUGAUGAGCAAGUAAGAAUGCUGGAGAUGAGUUUCGGGCUUGAGCAUAAGCUUGAGUCUGAGAGGAAAAACCGUCUUGCUUCGGAGUUAGGGCUUGAUCCUCGUCAAGUGGCCGUCUGGUUUCAGAACCGCCGUGCACGGUGGAAGAACAAGAGGCUUGAAGAUGAAUACACCAAACUCAAGAACGAACACGAAAACGUUGUCGUUCAGAAGUGUCAUCUUGAUUCUGAGGUUCUUCACCUAAAGGAACAGCUUUAUGACGCUGAAAUAGAGAUUCAACGGUUGGCACAAAGAGUCGAAGGAGCCUUAAGCAACAGUCCGAUCUCAUCUUCUAUCUCCGUCGAAGCCAAUCUGACUACGCCCUUUUUUGGAGAUUACCAAAUCGGAGACGACGGUGAAGGUUACGAGAACUUGUUCUACUCGCCGGAAUAUAUCGAUGUAUUAGAAUGGAUGAGCCAACUUAUGUGAAAACAACUAGUUAACUUAAUUAGUAUAAAGUUCGUAAAAUGAUAGGGGUUAUUUGUGAUAACUAGGUUAUAUAUAUAUAUAUAUGAUUGGUCGCUAUCUAUAACGAAGCAGAUUAGCAGAAUGUAGAUAGAACAAUGGGUCUGAUUAGAUUGUGUAAUAUUGUGCAUAUCUUCUCUAAGCAUAAUUGCUUAGUUAUUAAUUAGGUUGAAAGUUGCUUUAAUUAGUUUGACAGUAUGGUCAAUGUUGGACAAAAGAUAUAAAUUAUGAUUUCUCUUUCUUGUAAGAUGUUUAAUACAUAAAAUUACUUGCUAUU